Messenger RNA from Salvelinus namaycush (lake trout), 810 nucleotides. RefSeq names its product pancreas transcription factor 1 subunit alpha. The record is from RefSeq and is a predicted model, not a curated record. Lineage: Eukaryota; Metazoa; Chordata; Actinopteri; Salmoniformes; Salmonidae. Bases 1 to 810 code for a protein of 269 amino acids. Gene Ontology annotation, biological process: developmental process; regulation of transcription by RNA polymerase II. The transcript is spliced from 2 exons. Gene Ontology annotation, molecular function: RNA polymerase II transcription regulatory region sequence-specific DNA binding; protein dimerization activity; DNA-binding transcription factor activity, RNA polymerase II-specific.
AUGGACACUGUCUUAGAUACAUUUACAGGAUUGGACUCCUUCUCUUCCCCUUAUUUUGACGAGGAUGAUUUCUUUACUGACCAGUCCUCCAGGGACCACUUGGACACCGACGAGUUUCUAGAUGACGAUGUCGAUUUUCUCACCAGCCAUUUCCAAGAUUACUACAAGGACAGCAGGUUAGCGCACGAUGGGGACUACUGUGAAAUUGGCAACUUUUCCUUCUCUUCCUCCUCCUCUACCUUCUCGUAUGAAUGCACUGACAGCACCUCAGAGCUGUCGCCUCAGAUGGGAGGAGAUGUCCCGAUGCUAAAAAGGCGGAGGCGGAUGAGAUCCGAUAUGGAGAUGCAACAUUUACGGCAGGCUGCCAACGUCCGGGAGCGGCGGAGGAUGCAGUCCAUUAACGAUGCUUUCGAGGGACUCCGGUCUCACAUCCCCACUCUGCCAUACGAGAAGAGGCUCUCCAAAGUCGAUACCCUGCGCCUGGCCAUUGGCUACAUCAACUUCCUCGCUGAGCUCGUACAGUCGGACAUGCCCAUCCGAAACUCCGACAGUGAAGCACCGACUCAACCCAAAAAAGUUAUAAUUUGCCACAGAGGAACAAGAUCUCCGUCUCCAAGUGACCCUGACUACGGGUUGCCUCCCCUUGCCGGCCACUCUCUGUCCUGGACAGACGAGAAACAGCUGAAAGACCAGAACAUCAUUAGAACCGCUAAAGUUUGGACACCCGAGGACCCACGAAAACUGCACAUGAAACCCUCCCUGAACAACAUUGAAAACGAGCCUCCUUUCAGCUUAACCUCAGCCCAAUAA